Branchiostoma belcheri (Belcher's lancelet) is the source of this 1600-nucleotide messenger RNA. RefSeq names its product RAB6-interacting golgin-like. The record is from RefSeq and is a predicted model, not a curated record. Gene Ontology annotation, biological process: non-motile cilium assembly. Bases 18 to 1382 code for a protein of 454 amino acids. The transcript has 6 exons. Lineage: Eukaryota; Metazoa; Chordata; Leptocardii; Amphioxiformes; Branchiostomatidae.
CGUGGCAGAUAUCAAAGAUGGCGGGCUGGACGGGGUUUUCGGACGAAGAGUUGGCCAGAAUAAAAGGCGUCCAGGACGGUGGUCCAGGUGGUCAUCAGAAGCGGCGUCCAACCAGAACCCCCCCACAGCGCACCCGACAGCAACAACAGCGCGACAAACUCAUCCAGGAGAAGAUUGCUGAGAUCAACCACAGCAGCGCCAACGGCAAACUGGACUCCUUAUCCACUGGGAACAGGAUGAAACUCGCCGUGAAAAAGGAACAGCCCAAACCCAAGUCUCCCAGUCCACAGACCAAGAAGAAAGUGACUUUUCAGCUCCCAGAGGAAGGAGAUAAUCCUGAGACGACAGGAGGAGGAGACGCAGACACGUCUGGGACACCUGAGACGUCUUCUGAACCUCCUCAGGAGGAGAAGGAGCCUGAGAUGAUCACAGAUGAUAAGGAGGUGGAGAAACGAGAAUAUUCCAAACUGGAGCAGAUCCAGAAACAGCAGAAGGAGAUUGAGGAGUUGAACAAGAGGAAGAAACUUCUGCUGUCUAAAGCCAUCGCUGACAGGAAGAAACGUACCCAGCAGGAGGCGGCCAGACUGAGCCUGAUCCAGAAGGAGCUGGAGAAGAUGGAACACCUGCUGAACGUGGACGUCUCCAUCCUCAGGGACAGGAUCGACGAUGUCAGCAGGGAGUACUCUGAGGCAAGGAAACGGUUACAGAAAGCAGAGGAAGAGUACGUCCAGGCUAAGCUGGAGUUCCAUCAGAAGUCAGAGCUGAAGGAACAGCUGACGGAGCACCUGUACUCCAUCAUCCAGCAGAAUGAGCUGAGGAAGUCACGGAAACUCGCAGAGCUCAUGGAGAAGAUGGAGAUGGUCCAGGCAGGAGAGGAGGAGGAGCUACCUGCCAUGGAGGAGCUGCAUCCUCCCAUGAUGCACCUGGAGUCACCUGGGCUCCAUCCCGAGGCAGCAAAACUGGCCAAUCAGCAGCAGGCAGCGGAAAAACCUGCCGACUCAGCGGAAAAACCUGCCGACUCAGCAGAAAAACCUGCCGACUCAGCGGAAAAACCUGCCGACUCAGCAGAAAAACCCUCCAGUGACGACGUUUCUACUGAAAACACAGGGAGCUCAGCAGAGAAAAGUACAAAUAACGAAAAUCCUCCUACCAAAACUACAGAACAAACUACAGGGGAGGGGGACAAACCACCCAACAGUGGAGGUACAAGAGAAAAAGUUGAUACAGAUGUUACAGCAAAGAAAAAUGACACUGAAACUAAAAGUCCUGAUGAUGCAGGAAGUGGAGAUUCCUCUGUACAGUCAGCGGGAGAUGGGGAUAAGGAGAGGACAGAGAACGGUCCUGAUGCUGAUACACAACAAACAUCACAAUUACAGCAAUGAUAAAGUAAAGGAGCCUUAGAUUUAAGAUGAGGUAAAUGAUUAAAAUUAUGGUUAUUUUAAAAGACCAGAUGAUAAAACAGCAACAUAAUUGUAUCUUCCAUAUAUUACAGUCUAUCCUAAAGUCUUUACUGUACAUACUGUACUAUGCACUGGGGGCAUCAAAUGCCAAAAUCUACUAAACUACAGGCCAGAGUAGAUCCUUUUUUACCCAGCUUUCA